This is a messenger RNA of Arabidopsis thaliana (thale cress), 246 nucleotides long. It is a transcript of the gene LCR41, whose product is annotated as low-molecular-weight cysteine-rich 41. Gene Ontology annotation, cellular component: extracellular region. Bases 1 to 246 code for a protein of 81 amino acids. Lineage: Eukaryota; Viridiplantae; Streptophyta; Magnoliopsida; Brassicales; Brassicaceae. The transcript has 2 exons. The record is from RefSeq and is marked reviewed.
AUGAAAAACUCUUCUCUUCUUUUCAUACUUAUUGUCGUUUUCGUUAUUUCUUCUUCAGAAAACGGGAUCAUGAUAGGAGAAGCAAAAAAGUGUAGUAAUUCAUGGAUUUGUGAAGGAGACGAGAAAUGCAAAGAGAAGUGCAUGGCUGACUACAAAGGCAAUGGAACAUGUUAUUACCCAUCUCCUCCUUCAAAACAACAUCCUGAGUUCUUUUAUCCUACAUGCUGGUGUGGGUUUGAUUGUUAA